UUGUGGGCGUGGUCUGUCCCUGGAGGUCGGGCGCGAACAAACAUGGAGGUUUAGUUCUCCUCUGGCGUCCAUCACAGACGGAAGCAGCUGGUGUCUUUUCUUUUCUGUUCCGUUUAAGUUACGUCUUUUCCCGUUUGUUCAAACAUGGAGAUGAAGAAGAGAGUCAGUCUGGAGCUGAGGAACAGAAACCCCGCCGAGCUGGCAGAGCUGCUUGUGGACAACUGUCGUUCCAGCGACGGAGAAGUGGAGGGUCUUACUGACGAGUAUAAGGAGCUGGAGAUCCUCAGCAUGGUAAACAUUGGACUCAACUCGCUCGCCAAACUGCCCUCGCUGCCCAAACUACGCAAGUUGGAUGUGAGCGACAACACCAUCUCCGGAGGUCUGGACAAGCUGGCCGAGAAGUGCCCCAACCUGACCUACCUGAACCUGAGCGGCAACAAGGUCAAGGAGCUGAGCACCAUUGAAGCUCUGCAAAACCUGAAGAACCUGAAGAGCCUAGACCUUUACAGUUGUGAGGUGACCACACUGGAUGACUACCGAGGCGGCGUCUUUGAGCUGCUGCCUCAGCUCACCUACCUGGACGGCUACGACCAGGAGGACAAUGAGGUUCCAGACUCUGAGGCUGAAGAUGAUGAUGAAGCCGGUCCUCACGGAGACGACGAUGACGAAGAUGAUGACGAUGAAGAGGACGAUGAAGACGACCUGUCGGACGGAGAGGAGGACGAAGUCGGGCUGUCGUACCUGAUGAAGGAAGGGAUCCAGGACGAAGAAGACGAUGGUGAUUACGUUGAUGAGGAGGAGGAGGAGGAAGAUGGAGAUGACGGCGUGCGAGGUGAGAAGAGGAAGCGAGAUGUGGAGGACGAUGGAGAUGACGGAGAGGAGGAGGAGGAGGAUGACGACGACGAUGAGUAGAUUCAGCCCUCGACCUGCCCACCGUCACCCCACCUUCCUCCCUUCCAUGACCUGUGACCCUUCUACUGCGCCCUUCAGUGUCGCGGAGAAACGCAGCGUAGGAAGUGCUUGUUUUUCUGAGCCACUGGGGGGCGUGGCCUGCAGCUUCUGACCCAAUCGCGUCAUCAUGACUGGACAGCACCUCAAUUCACCACUUUUCCAUGGAAGCGGACAUUUCCCGGCUGCAUGUCACCAGUGUUGCUGACAUCAGCACGUUAUCAUCAUCAUAGCUUCACAUAUCAAUUGCUCUUGUCGCCAUAGCAACGGCCAAUCCCAGCGUGGCUGCGUUUGUCCACUCGUUGCUGUCGUCGUGAUGACGUGGUUCCCGUCAGCUGCAGCGCUCCUUGAUCCGCGGGUCGUUAUAAGCUGUUUUUAUUCAGGUCGUGUCCUGUGGCGACCUCGAACUUUAAGUGUGUGUGUGUGCGUGCGUGUGUGACUAGCUUUAGCCCCACCCCAACCCAGGCUCUGGGUGGGGUCCCUGCUCCUGGAGGGUCUGUCCCAGUCUGUACAUAGCAGUUCUCUGUAGCUGGUAGUCGUCUUGUCGUCGCUGCAGCGACGAGCGUCCUCCAACUUAAUUUUAUUUUUUUAUUCCUGUUUUCUGACCGUGUGAUGUCACCGAGUGUUUUUGAAUAAAACAAGUUAAACUGUCCACUGAUAU
Molecule: messenger RNA, 1609 nt
Organism: Synchiropus splendidus (mandarinfish)
Lineage: Eukaryota; Metazoa; Chordata; Actinopteri; Syngnathiformes; Callionymidae
Gene: anp32e
Product: acidic (leucine-rich) nuclear phosphoprotein 32 family, member E
Exons: 7
Coding region: 145-912 (255 amino acids)
Biological process (GO): regulation of apoptotic process
Cellular component (GO): nucleus
Molecular function (GO): phosphatase inhibitor activity; histone binding
Source: RefSeq, a predicted model, not a curated record